Molecule: messenger RNA, 2051 nt
Organism: Botrytis cinerea B05.10
Lineage: Eukaryota; Fungi; Ascomycota; Leotiomycetes; Helotiales; Sclerotiniaceae
Exons: 4
Coding region: 275-1855 (526 amino acids)
Biological process (GO): transmembrane transport
Cellular component (GO): membrane
Molecular function (GO): transmembrane transporter activity
Source: RefSeq, a predicted model, not a curated record
GGCCACACAAACCCCUCGGCUCAAUAUUAGAUAGGUUCUGUAUCUCUCGUGUGGGGUGAGCAGGUAUUGUUGCGGCUGCAUUCAUUAGCCAUCAAUAGGUACUAGGUGAAAUAUGCAAAUAUGCCUACAUUUCGAGACUCCUCAGUCCAUCGUAUCUAUGCUGUGCAAACGACCAAUUCUUCUUGAUAACUAUCUGGCCUGAUUCCAUACAACUACGGUGCAAAAAGUUUUCCAGCUUGUCUCUUCUUCAAUAGACCACAACACUUCACCAAUUAUGGAGCGCCCUACCAGCGAGAGUACUAUCAUGAUGCCCUCCCGCUCACCACCUGCUUCAGGAGAAGAGAACAACAAGGAAAGCUAUAAUGCUUCUCCUUCGAGUGAUGCAUUUCUCGAACAUGGUAGUAGUACACCGCCAAAAAUCGAAAUGCCCAGUCUGCUAAGACAGAACGUCUUCAUGGUUUUUAUCACCUUAACCCAACUAGUUCAAAUGAUCCCUUUGGGGGCCGGUAUUAAUUCUAGUUUUGCUAUUGGAGCAUCAUUGGGAGCAACAGAAGCUCAGUCGGUUUGGAUCGUUGCCUCGUACCCUUUAACUCAAGGAACUUUCGUUUUAAUUGGAGGUCGUCUAGGCGCCGUCUAUGGCCACAAGAACGUCUUCACCGCUGGUUGUGUUUGGUGGACUCUCUGGGCAUUGUGUGGUGGAUUUUCCGACAAUUUGAUAUCGAUGUGUAUCAUGAGAGGAUUAUGUGGAAUAGGCGGUGGUCUGAUGAUACCAAAUAUUGUGGCUUUGCUAGGUAUCACUUUCCCGCCUGGAAAGAAGCGAAAUUUGAGUUUUGCUUUAUUUGGCGCCAUGGCACCAGUUGGCGCUGCUGGUGGAUCUCUCAUCGGUGCGAUCAUCAUCCAGCUUUCUGAUUGGAAAUGGCUCUUCUUUAUGCUUGGUCUACUUGGAUUCGUUGUUUACGGAGUUGCUAUCAUGGCAGUUGAUGCGGAUAUUCCCAUUGAUCCAAGAGGCACCGUGGACUGGAUUGGCUCUUACCUGGGAGUCGCUGCUCUUAUUCUUUUGAACUUUGUUUGGAACCAAGCACCACUUGUUGGAUGGAACAGUCCUUACGAGAUCGCACUUCUCCUGGUGUCUGUCCUUCAUUUUGCCGGCUUCGUAUACUGGGAAAUGAAAGUCGCCAAGGAACCAAUUCUACCAUUCAACAUCUGGAAGGCCCCCUCAUUCGGACUUUUGAUGUUGACCGUUUUCUUUUCCUUCAUGAGCCUGGGUAUCUUCUUUUGGUACAUGAAUGCAUAUAUGCAAAACAUUCGCGGAGACAGUCUCAUUCUUACUGGUGUGCAGUACUUGCCACUUACUAUCGUUGGUUGUGCAACCGCUUUUCUCGCAGCGUGGCUGGUUCCUCGAGUAUCAGCACAGGUCAUAAUUGGCUUGGGAUGUUCGGCAAUGGUCAUUAUCAACGUCCUUCUUUCAACUAUUCCUGCAAAUCUCACUUACUGGGCGAUGGCAUUUCCCGCAAUGUUCAUAUCGGCUUUUACCAUUGAUCUGAUCACCACCAGCGCUCAGAUCAUCGCAUGUAACACCGUUUCAAUGAAGCAUCAAGGUGUCGCAGGUUCAUUAAUAGGCACACUCCUUGGUUAUGGAUUGAGCACUGGUUUGGGUAUCGCUGGAACUGUAGAGGUGAACACCAAUGACAAUGGUGAUAAUCUUCUAAAGGGUUAUCAUAGUGCCGCAUACUUGGGAGUCGGUUUGGCAAGUGUUUCCCUCAUUAUGAGCGUGAUCUUCAUACGCAUACCGAAAGAUACCCGGGAGGGUUGGGCGGAGGAUGACACGCAUGCUAGAGAGCAAGGUCAGCUUUAGGAAAACAUUUUAAUGGCCAGUGUCUUCUUCGAGGAUAAAUACAAAUUGAUUUAUGGUUCUUUCUCAUCUCAUCUUUCUUACAGGUCGUGUUAUUUGAUUCGUGAGGCAAAAUCACAAUUGACUAAAGGUCCGACGGCUGACGGAUCCAUCAAUCAAGAGAGUUACUAGGUCAAAUCUAAUGUCUAUUCCAUCCGCA